ACCGUAGGAGUGCUAGUAUGUCAUGAAAGUUAGAAGUGACCAUUGGUCUCUCCGCCAUCAAUCUCUGUUCAUUUAGACCGCACCUCUCUUUCUUCCUCUUCUACAAACACAAUCUGAGAGAGUUAUCAACAAUGGCUUCCACCGCUCUCUCCCAAUCCCUCUCGUCCACCCUUAAUGCUCAAUGUGCAAUCUCCCACAAGAGCAGCAUCGGGAGUACUCCUUCCCUCUCACUAAACCGCUCACUGCCCUUAAAAUUACAACCAGUUUCGAUCCGGUCCAAUACAAACCGGAUUAGUUUCAUCUCCAAAUGUGCUCCCACCGACAAUGAAUCGGCGGCCGCCAAGUCUGAAACCCCUAUUGAAUUGAGGUACCCAUCAUUCCCAACUGUGGUGGAUAUCAAUCAGAUUAUGGAUAUUUUGCCUCACCGCUAUCCAUUUUUGCUGGUGGACAGAGUGAUUGAGUACAAUCCGGGAGUUUCUGCGGUGGCUAUAAAGAAUGUUACUAUUAACGACCAGUUCUUCAAUGGCCACUUCCCUGGGAGACCAAUCAUGCCCGGUGUUCUCAUGAUUGAGGCAAUGGCCCAAGUAGGUGGGGUUGUGAUGCUCCAACCUGAAGUAGGAGGAUCCAGAAGCAAUUUCUUUUUCGCGGGGAUUGACAAAGUGAGGUUCCGGAAGCCAGUGGUUGCUGGGGAUACAUUGGUGAUGAGAAUGACACUUACCAAGCUGCAGAAACGCUUUGGUAUUGCAAAGAUGGAAGGGAAAGCGUAUGUGGGCGGUGAUGUGGUCUGCGAGGGUGAGUUUUUGAUGGCCACCGGUGGCAGCGAGUAGAAAAGUCUGCUUGACCGAUGUCUUGGCUAUUGUUUAUCUUAGAAAAAGGACUGAUUUUUCUUUUCAUUUCCGGGGUAGUGGUUAUUUGGAUGAUAUUAGCGACAGCUGCUUGUGUGUCCAAUUUUUUAUUCCCUUAUUAUUUCUCAUUUCAAGCUGUCAGUAUCUAAUAGAGGGUGGUGAUUGUAUGAACAUUAUUCAGUUGAGUUAAUAAAAGGAUUGUACCAUGCACAACUUGCUGGAUAACUUGUUGAGAAUUAUAUUGAAUUAUAAUAACAAUUACAUGGAGAAGGUUGAGGUCGCUAUACGGCAUUUAGAGGGGCUUCUUGGUGAGCAAAGUCGUCCCUAACGUACUUGCCAUGAAAUGAAGUGAACUACUACCGAGUUUGCUCAUAGAAGUCCCUCUAAAUCCGAGUCGCUCUUUUGAGUUCGGCUAACAGGCACUUGGGCUAAGACACAAUCUGUUUUCCAGUUGAGAUAUCAAUUAUGCUUUUCAUUACAUCCUCUCAGGUAAAGUGAAGUAUUUAUGGCUAGAACAUAGAGCUACUUCAGGAUGCAUGGUUUCUACUUUCUGUAAUCUUUUUUCAUUUCGUUGGUUUUUUCUUUUCAUGAGACACAAAAUGUUUAGAUUUGAGGGGAUGAAGUAAUUAAAUGUCUAAAGAUCAAAUGGUAGAAUGUGAAACACAAAAUAGCC
This is a messenger RNA of Cuscuta epithymum, 1518 nucleotides long. The record is from the annotation of a GenBank genome assembly. Lineage: Eukaryota; Viridiplantae; Streptophyta; Magnoliopsida; Solanales; Convolvulaceae.